AUAAAUCAAUAAUUUUUCUAGAUUUUUUUUCUCUACAGUAUACAGUCUAAUGUAAUCUUCUGUAUACAUUUUAAAUAAUAUAUUUGUAUUUGUAUCUACGGCUUUUAUUAAAAUGACCAUAUUGUUAACUGUUUAAAUUACAAUGCACAUCAGGUUUGAGAAGAAUGUCAACACAAAAUGCGACAGCGACAUAUUGUCAUUGUCUUGGAUGGGCAGAGUUCCUGACAAUGUAAAUGUAUGUUUAAUAUAUAGUUAUAUAUGGUGUUAUUUAAUGAAUUAAUUUUUGAAAGUAAUAUUAAAUACUAAAGAAAUAUAUAUAUAGUAUUAAUUUUCAGAACCAAUUGUUUUAGGCACAAUUUUUAUGUUGUCUAAAGAACAUCAGUUUUUUUAAAACAUUUCUUUGUAAUAAGUGUUAUAAAACAUUGAAAUAAAUGUAAUUCAGUACCCAUGUUAAUUUUUCAGAUUUUUUUUCAAAAUUUGUCAAUCUGUUAUUUUAAAAGUUAAAAAAAUCGAUUGAAAAAACAUGACACAAUAAUUAUAAUAAAUGACAUCAAAGAUUUGAUCUUACUGUAUUUCGUGAUUAUUGGAAAAUAGGUGUGUAUAUUUAUAAUUUAAAACAGUUUUGAGAGUUCUUUAGUUUGUUGAUAUAAUUUUAAAAAAAAAAGUCUCCAAGGGAUAAAUAAAAAUGUCUCUUAUUUGUAAGCCAAAGACUUUUUUUACAAAUUUAUAUCAACUAAUUGAAUAAGUGCCUCUUAAAACUGUUUAUAUAUACCUACCUACGUAUACACAUCUUUCAACAUUCACUAAUUAUGGUCUUACUUGAUAAAUUUUGAUUUUUAUAGCAUUUAAUUUGAAAAUUUUGUCAUGUUUUGCAACUUAACUAAUAUAAGAGUAAACACUUUUAGGUUUAAUGCCUUAAAAAACUCAUAUUAAAUGUAAAGAAAUCUAUACAAAAGAAAAAUUAAAAAGAUAAUCUAUUUUAUUUAUAAACAAUAAUAUAUUUACUCAGAAGGUUAGAAAUUAAGAAGUCAUUACUGAUUUAACAUAAUAUUUGUAUUGUCUAUAAAUUAACAUUUGUUCUAUCUACAAAUAUAAUAUGUAGGUAUGAUCAAUAGAGCCUAUUUAAAUUUAGUUGUUUAUUAAUAAUAUUUACACAUUUAAAAUGAUUAAGCUUUAGUGAGAGUAAUUAAUAUACAUGUAAACAAAUGCAUUUAUCUUUAAAAUUAUAUAGGUAUACUAUUGUUAUAUUUAAAUAAAUUCAUAAAGAGGUUUUCAAAACUAUUUUUUGUAUAUUUGUGUAUCUAAAACUAAAAUGUAUUAAUAUAUGUUCUUGUAGGAAGAAGGAUGGACUUUGGAUGGACAUUAUUAUUAUAAACAAGGAUGGUUGGCAACAGGAAAUUCUCAAGGUCUUGUUGGUGUUACAUUUACUUCUAUACCUAUAAAUUGUGCACCUAGUACUGAUAAAUUACCUCUUCGUACCAAUUACAAUUUGAGAAAUCAUCAUGCCAAGGUAUCUCUUUGUUUAUUGUCUCUUUUUAAUUUUUUCAUAAUUUUGUAUUAUAUUAUUUUUAUUUAUUAUUAUAAUAUAUAUAGUAGAAGCCAUUUAUUUGGAACACUUUUGAACCAAUACAAAAUUUGUCAAUUAACCGAUAAUUUUUAAUAUGUGAUGGUUUACUAUGAUUAUUUUAUUUAUUAAACAUAAUUUAUUCUGUAAAACUAAUGAAAAAAACUAGGUAUUAUUACAUAUUACAUAUGUUAUUUGUAUUUUAUUUUGUUUAUAAACGAGCAAGAACCUUUUAGAACAAUAGUACAGUGAUGAUUAUUAUAUUGUAUAUUUAUUACAUUUUAUAUAUUAUGUAAAAAAUGUAUCUAUCAGUAUAACACUGAGGCAGCUCUCCCACUAGAACAGCAUUAUUGAUGCGACACAAUUAAAAAAUAAAAAACACAAGUGCGACAACUUUAAACGAUUUAAGUUGUGUUGUUUUUAAAAUUUUACUUGUAUUAUUUUUGACAAACGGGAUCUUCUUUUUUUUGGUCAUAUUGCCGAUGUAAUGAAACUGACCAAGUUCAGUCACGUACGAUUCUUAUCUGUUGCUUUGCAUGUAUGGAUAAACGGUGCAUAUACCAACUGGAUUUGUCGAUUUUGGCAUAAUUGUUUCAAAUAACUAACAUGUUGUUUUAAUAACAUGAUUGUAUUAAUUAUCAGUGUUUCUAAUAAUUCAUGGCUUCUACUGUAUAUUAUAUUAUAAACAUAUUUUAUUUUGUUUUGUUAUUAUCUUUUUAUUUUUAUUUUAGUUUUACAACAAUUUUAUAUUACAUUUGAAUAUCGCACAUUUUUUUAUUUUAUUUUUUAUUAUUGAUUGAUUUGGGUUUUCUCGUAUACAUUUUGGUAAGUAUAUACAGCUUUAAUAUUUAUUUUUAGUUAUAUAAUUUUUUGAUUUUUAUAUUACUUUGAUUAGUUAUCUUGAAAAUAUAAAGGUACAUAUAUGGUAUAUAUUAUAUAUACUUAGGGCCUUGCUAUGCUAUGUUUCUAAUGUUUCUAAUCUGCCAAAUGGGAAAUAAAAAAAUUCCAAUAUGGAAAAAAAAUUUUUCUAAUUAAAGAUAUCAUCACAACAUAAUGCGGUCAUGCGAAAAUUGAAAUAAAACACAUGUUUGUACAUUAUAGUUGUUAUACUGUGUUUUAUGAUAAGAGUUUUGUUUAGUGUAUCUGUAUAAAUGAUGAAUUGGCAGGAUAAAGUGUGGCAAGGUCUUUAAUAUAGACAAAGUGAAAUAUUUCUAUCCGUAGACUCAAACAACAAUUUAUUAUUUCUUAAAUUUAAUUUUAUUAAUCACAAAAGCUAAUUAUUUAUUACUUUGACAUUUUAAUUACUCUUAGUUAUUUUAUUAUGAAAUUUUUAUUAAAAAGGUUGUACUUGUGAAAUGGAAUGAACCAUAUCAAAAACUUGCAUCAUGUGACAGUUCUGGUGUAAUAAAUGUUUGGGCCAAGUUUGAUUUUCGUUGGAAUGUUGAACUAAUCAACGAUCGAAAUACUAGGGUUACAUAUUUUAGUUGGUCUCAUGAUGGCCGAUUGGCACUAAUAUGUUAUCAAGUUAGUAUCAUACAAACCAGACUUAACUAUGUCUUUUUAUAAUUGAAAUAUUUGUAUGUAUACUAAUGCUUAUUGCAUAUUUUACCUGUUGUUUAGGAUGGGUUUGUGUUGGUUGGCUCAGUUACUGGCCAUAGGUAUUGGUCUUCUAUGUUACAUCCAGAAGGAACAGUUACAUGUGGAGCUUGGUCACCUGAUGAUCAAGAAGUAUAUUUUAUUAUAUUCCAAUAUUUUAUCUAUUUUUAUUCAAUGUAUGAUAAUUUUAUAUAUUGUAUCAUUUUUAUUGAAAGGUAUAUUUUGGAACUAGCAGAGGUCAGAUGAAAGUUUUGGAUAUUCAUGGAACUCUAAUAUUUCAAAUAAACCUUUCAGAUGACUCUGGUAUUUCUUCUAUGGCUUGGUCUUGCGAAAAGUUUUGCAUGAAUGAGAACCGUAAUAAGUCAGAUUGUGAGUAUAUACUUGUUGUAGUACUUUUUACACGGUAUAUUGAAUUUAUAAGAAGCCUGAUAUACUUGGUUCCAAAAAUAAUAUCAGAAUGAUUUUUUUUUAAAAUAUUUAUACUUCUUCUCUACACGAUGAAUCUAAAAUAAAAUAUGUUAUGUAUUAUUGUUUUAAUUUUUGAGUGUAUUAUAUUUUCAGGUUUGUUUAAACAUGUCUUAGCAAUAUGUUGUAAAAAUGGUUCUAUUUUGUUAAUGCGCCGAUAUGAUGAUCCUGCUCCAAUACUUAUACGUACAGGUUUAUGUCCUAUUUAUAUGGAAUGGGCUAAUUCAAAAGAGCUGCUUUGUGUUGCUGGUUCAAAGCCUGGUAAACAAAGUGUUAACAUUGUGCAAAUUUAUUCAGACAAUGGUCAGUUAGUUUAUUCCAUUAAUAUGCCUCAAUCAUUAGUGAGUUAUCAUUUAUUCAAAUAUUUAAUAUAUAGGUAUUGAAUGCAUAUAUAUUUUUUAAAUUUAGACUAAUGUAACAGCUGUUACAUGGGCACACAAUGAUCGAAGAAUCUUAAUAGCGACAGGUCCUGAAAUACAUGUAGCAUGUGUAUCUGCAUCAGUUCUUCCUUUACAUAUACUUUGUGCUCUACGACUGUAUGAUGAAUCAUUGUUCCCACCAGAUAAAUUAAUUCCUAUUUGUGUUCAAGACAUUUUAUCUGCUAUUUCAUCAUCUACUAUUUAUGUGUGUAUAUUAAGUUAAUUGGAGUAAUAAUUAAUUGAUUUUAAUAUAUACAUAUUUGUAUUUGUUUUAGUGUGAAGUGCCCAAGUUGUCGGAAUUACGGCAGUUUGUAAGUAGUUCACCGAAAAAUCGUCUUUAUUGUACAGUUGUACAGCAUGUCAAUGGACCAGAUACUACACCGCCAGUCUGUUAUGUGUUAUACAUGGAAUAUCUUGGAGGUCUUGUACCAUUACUUAAGGGCAAAAGAAUCAGCAUGUUGAAACCUGAGUUUGUCAUAUUUGAUCCUCAAGUAGAUGGUAAAUACAAAAAAACACCAUUUGUUUAAAUGUUUUAAUAAUAUACACUUUAUUGUCUUGAUUACUGUGAUAUCCACUAUGUUGUUUAUAAUAUGUGAUAUAGUAAAAUUUUAUUCUACUGAACCUUAACUGUGGUUUUUGUAUUCAAUUAAUUUUUAGAUUCUGAGUAAAGCAAAAAAGCUUAUAGUUUUACAAAGAUGUUUAUUUUUUUAAUCUGUGCGCAAAUUUUCUACCAGAAGACUUACUCAGAUUUUUAAAUGUAGCUCUUUUUCUGAAAGGAAAUCAGCAUGGGGAGGUACUUUGGGGAGGUCAGUAUUUAAUUUUCUCAGGAGUUUUUUUUUUCGUGGUUCAAUAGUUUAUCAUUGUUUACAGGUAUACAUUUAAUUACCUAUAACAGUGGCUGCACUCGUCCCCAUUAUCCUAUAGGUCUGUUUUUUUUGUCAUGUAUGAUAAUGUGUCAAGAAGAUACAUUUUUUUUUUUUUUUUUGAGAACAUGCAGUCUUUUUUUGUUUUGACAUUAUUCAACAAAAUAAUCACAACUAUUUUAAGACGUAAAUACUAAGUCCCAUUAUUAUAAUUUGUUUACAUUUUAUUAUACUUAAUGUAAUUUAUUUUGUCUCUUGACCUAAAAAUAAUUAUAGUUGAACAUCAUCACUUAGAUUAAUUUUAAUAAUAUGUUUAAAUUAUUUUCUAAUUUUACAUUGAGUUUUAAUGAUUGGCUAAAUAUUUCUACUGCAAAGGAUAAAAUAAACAUAGUAUACCUAUCCUUUAUAUAAUACAUAUUAAAUUAUAUUAUUUUUUUAUAUAGAUAUGACAUAUGCUAAUGCACAGAUAAGUUACAGUAAUUUUGGUUGGGAUGACUCUGAGCCUGAAACUUGCUCUAGUCCUAAACUUCAUCGAAAAAAUAGGCAUAGAUCAAGACCUGCUUGUUGUAAUCGGAAAUUACAGUUAAAUUGUUAUACUGAUGUGUUACCAGAAGUAUUUAAAUGGAAUCAUUAAUCAUUAAUAAAAUAAAAUUUUUUAACAAUUUUACGAUUAUGUAGGAUUAUCGUUUGGCAGAAGUCACAGCAAAUGUCUGGGGCACAAAAUUUCAUAUUCGAGGAGUGUGUGAUGAUUUGACUAAAAAGUUAGGCAGAGUUUCGUACCGUACGUCCAUUUUACAUUUACAACCUCGCCAAAUGACUUUGUCUAUUGUUGGAGAUGGACAAUCACUAGAUGAUGAUUCUUUAACCCCAAAACAUCUUCAAAGACGGCGCAGCUGUAGUGUGGGAUCAUCAAAUCCUAAAAUAGCUGUAUCCAGAGUGGUGGAAGACUCUAAGGUAUCCGAGACAUUUGCUCAUAGUUUGCCUACUAGUCCAGUUGCAGCCAAAAAGAAAAGUAGUUCACCAUCAGCUAUUAGGUAAAUUAGUUUUAUUAAUUAUGCUUAUUCUUGUACUUCAGUAUUUAAUUUUAUUUAUUUAUAGAAAAAGGUUAAUGAACUCACCACUAUUCUUCCGUAAAGUUCUUAGAACACAAAUUGAACCAGAUUUUCAAAAUUUAGAAACAUUUCAAAAAUCUCAAAUAAAAAAUAAAGUUUGUAAAAUAAAAUCAAUAAAAUUGAUUAUACAUUUAUGUCCUACUAUUGUAAUUUUAGAUUGAUAUGUGUACCAAAAGACAGCAAUUUGUUAUGCAGAACAAAGCACCUAUCUGGAAUGAUCUAACUCAAGUCUAUCAGUUAGACUUUGGAGGCCGUGUUACUCAAGAGUCUGCUAAAAAUUUUCAAGUCGAAUAUGACGGUAUACAAGUGAUGCAGUUUGGACGUAUUGAUCGUAAUAAUUUUGCUCUAGACUUUCAAUACCCCUUUUCAGCCGUCCAAGCGUUUGCUGUUGCACUCGCAAGUGUUACUCAAAGGCUCAAGUAAAAUUAUUGAAAAAAUGUACAUUUCAUUAAGACCCUUUUUUUUUCACAGGCGUGUAACAUAUUAUUUAUCAACACCCUGUAAAAUUUGUUUGAUAUUUUUAAAUAGUAUUUUUAUUAUAUAGUGCAAUAUUUCACAAUGUUCCUUUUUAGAUUUAGUAUUCACAAACUAUUUAGCUAAGAUAGCAUAAGGAUCUCUUUGUUAAUCGCUUUAACAAAUAUUCACUAUUGCAACCUUCAAUAAUAAAAUUAUACUUCUCAUAUCAAAUUUUAUGUGUUCAUAUGUAUUUCAGUAUUAAUUAUUUAAUUAUGAAACAAAUAUAAUUAAAUUAUACAAUUAAUAAUAAAUUGUUUGUUAUUUUGUUUAUAAAGUAUUUUAGAAGAUCCAUAUCUUAUGUAAAUAAUUUAUCUAUGAGUAUUACAUAAAAAUCCACUUUCUAAUCAUCAAAUGGGAUAGUUUCUAAUAUUAAAGGAUGAUUUCUCUGUGAAAAAAAACCAUCUUUUUUAGUCAACAAUGAUUUUUCUAUAAUCUUGAUUUUAUAAACGGUUAAUAUUUAAUAAAAUAAAAAUCAUGUCAUAAUAUAGUAUUACAUUGUUACAUAAUAUUUAUUAUUUUAUUAAAUAUCUUUUAGUUAAAUACAUUUUUUAAUUGAAGUUUUGAAAUACAAUACUAAAGAAAUAAAAAAAUAAAAGUAGUUCACAAUUUUAUAAAUUACAAUUCAAUUUUAACUAAUCUAUAUGUAAAAUAUUUGUAUUUAUAAUGUACUUAUAUAUUAUAGUAACAUUUAUUUUCUUACUUUUACACAAGUAACUAAAGGAGGAAUAUUACAAGAGCAUGUUGUAUUGUAUGUGUCUGAGUCUGUUUGCUGGGUAAUGGUUAAUUGUUGACCUAAUGAUAAACUAUGGUCUCCAUAUUUGCAUUCAUAGUUACUGGAUUUACCAGAAGGAGUUAUUUCAACAACAGUAUUGUAUUUGGC
Cinara cedri is the source of this 7415-nucleotide messenger RNA. NCBI's taxonomy places the organism in Eukaryota, Metazoa, Arthropoda, Insecta, Hemiptera, Aphididae. The record is from the annotation of a GenBank genome assembly.